AGCGUGUAUAUAACUAUGAAGAUUAAAAACAAGACGGAACGCACUAGAAGAUCAACCAGCAUUCAAAAUCUUGGUCAUAUGUACAUUGGUCUUGUGAUUUUAACAGCUGAGAAAGCAAAAAUGGUGGACCGUGCGAAUAUCAAAGAAAUAAUACCUGCUCUACCCGAUGAAAAGAUUGACAUGCUGGCAGCUACGAGCAUUCUUCAGCAACAAGCUGCUGACAUUAGAAAUCAAAGAAUCAAUUGGCAAUCAUAUUUUCAAUCUCAAAUGAUAUCAAAAGAAGAUUAUGACUUCAUAGUAGCUUUUGAUACAAGUGAUACUAAUACUCGUGAAACAAAAUUGAAAGAAAAUCCACAUCAGGCUGCUAAAACUUUUCUUAACUUACUUGGUCAUGUUUCAAAAGACCAGACUAUACAAUAUAUUCUUACAAUGAUUGAUGAUAUGCUUCAGGAAGAUCGUAGCCGUGUAGAAAUUUUUAGGGAACAUUCAAGUCGCAAACGUGAAUCAGUAUGGGGUCCUUUCUUAAACUUAUUGAAUAGACAAGAUGGAUUCAUAAUGAAUAUGACUUCUCGAAUUAUUGCUAAACUUGCUUGUUGGAGUCAUGAUUUGAUGGAGAAAACUGAUCUACAAUUCUACUUAACAUGGCUUAAAGAUCAGUUAAAACUUAGUUUUGAGGCUCUUCAGGACACAAACUUGCAUGUGGGAAUAGAACAAAACAUCGUUAUGGACGAGGAUGCAAAUGAGCUACGUGAACUACAAAAUCCGAAUAACGACUACAUUCAGUCUGUGGCACGUUGUUUACAAAUGAUGCUUCGCAUUGACGAAUAUCGUUUCGCGUUUGUAUCAGUUGACGGAAUUUCUACUUUAUUGGCCGUUUUGACAGGCAGGGUAAACUUCCAAGUGCAAUAUCAACUUAUAUUUUGCAUAUGGGUACUUACUUUCAAUCCAUUACUAGCAGAAAAAAUGAAUAAAUUUAACGUUAUACCUAUUUUAGCAGAUAUAUUAAGUGAUUCUGUUAAAGAAAAAGUAACACGUAUUAUUUUAGCAGUAUUUAGGAAUCUUAUUGAAAAAGUGGAGGAUGGGCAAGUUGCUAAGGAACACUGCAUUGCUAUGGUACAAUGUAAAGUAUUAAAACAACUUUCGAUUUUUGGACAACGUAAAUGUGAUGACGAAGAUAUUACUGACGAUAUUGAAUUUUUGAACGAUAAAUUGCAAGCAUCUGUUCAAGAUUUGAGUUCCUUUGAUGAAUAUUCGACUGAAGUAAAAUCAGGACGCCUUGAAUGGUCUCCUGUUCAUAAAUCUGGUAAAUUUUGGCGGGAAAAUGCUAAUCGGCUCAACGAAAAGAAUUACGAACUGCUACGUAUCUUGGUACAUUUGUUGGAAACUAGUAAGGAUCCUUUGGUUCUCAGCGUUGCUAGCUUCGACAUAGGAGAAUACGUGAGACAUUAUCCACGCGGCAAACAUAUAAUUGAACAACUUGGAGGCAAACAACGAGUGAUGCAGCUUUUAGCACAUGAAGAUCCAAAUGUAAGAUAUGAAGCCCUUCUUGCAGUUCAAAAACUUAUGGUCCAUAAUUGGGAAUAUUUAGGAAAACAACUUGAGAAAGAACAAACUGGAACAUCAAGUACUUCUGGGAACAAACCCAGCACACAAGUCCCAGCAAAAGCUUAAAUGAACGCGCAAAGUUUUAUAAUCGUUAAUUUUGCUUGAAAUUUAUACAUUUUUUCUUGAACAGUUUACUUUCAUUGUCUGUAAAAAUAUCUAUAAAAACACGUUUCUGAUAUUAAAGUUAUAUUAUAAAAAUUA
Messenger RNA from Megachile rotundata (alfalfa leafcutting bee), 1806 nucleotides. RefSeq names its product V-type proton ATPase subunit VhaSFD (gene VhaSFD). Gene Ontology annotation, cellular component: vacuolar proton-transporting V-type ATPase, V1 domain; lysosomal membrane. Gene Ontology annotation, biological process: proton transmembrane transport. Gene Ontology annotation, molecular function: proton-transporting ATPase activity, rotational mechanism; protein binding. Lineage: Eukaryota; Metazoa; Arthropoda; Insecta; Hymenoptera; Megachilidae. The record is from RefSeq and is a predicted model, not a curated record.